Messenger RNA from Symbiodinium pilosum, 272 nucleotides. The record is from the annotation of a GenBank genome assembly. Lineage: Eukaryota; Dinophyceae; Suessiales; Symbiodiniaceae.
GAAGAAUUGCAGAUGUCGGUCUGCGGGAGGGAGAGACGCUUACUGCAGCAGUUCGUUCGCCAUGCCUGUUUUCCAGACGGCACGCGUAUGGCUUUGUGCUGCUGAGAGCCGACGGAUCGGUGGUGAACUGGUCCAAAGAGUUUGGCCUGGACACACGGCAGACCGAUCUGGAUGACUUGGAGGCCGUUGAGGUCCAAGCCACGGCGGGUGCCAUCGCUGUGCUUUGGGCCGACGGCCGCGUGGUCAGCUGGGGUGACGCUUUGCAGCACUGA